This is a messenger RNA of Knipowitschia caucasica, 12267 nucleotides long. The record is from the annotation of a GenBank genome assembly. Lineage: Eukaryota; Metazoa; Chordata; Actinopteri; Gobiiformes; Gobiidae.
AUGCCAGGCUGGCACUGUGCCAGGCACUAUCUGAACCUGUGGUCCUGGACGGUGGGCAGACUGAGGGUGUCCCAGGCUUCGAAGGUGUGGGGGGAGGUCCCAUUGCCAGAGGAUUUGGAGGCGGAGAAAAAAGUACAGGCUUCACACAGUUUACUGGACGAUGACGAAGACUUUGCUGCAGAUGAAGCUUCGGGAGAUCUGCCCAGUGGAGAGGACGAUGGAAGUGGCCCAUGGUCAUCAGUCACCUCAAUUUAUUACCGAGCUCUUGUCAACUUCACGGACUCCCUGGUGUGGACCCCAGACUUUGAAAACAUCUUCUCUCCGGCAUUCACCGAGGUUUCGGACGCUGUGGUUGAUACGCUGGAGUCAGAAUAUAACAGAAUCCCAGGAGUCCAGACGGUCAGCGUGGUCCUCAUCAAGGAAAUGGUUGGAAACGGUGUUAUAAGCGUAUUUGUGGAGCUUGACGUGGGUUCGGACUACAACAAAAACGAUGAUCAGAUCCGCAGUGUUUUGUACAACGUAGUGAAAGAAGGAGCUAUUGCGUCCUACGUCACCUCCGUUCAAGGAUUUGAGUUCAGGCGCCUCGGAGAAGCCUCUCCUCCUUCAGUGGAACCUUUAGCUAUCCCAGUGACGCCCAGCCUCCGGUCGUGUAUGCCAGAUGAACACCGGUGUAAUGAUGGAACCUGCAUCCUCAUGGAAUAUCUGUGCGACAACCGACCCGACUGCAGAGACAUGAGUGACGAGCUUAACUGUGAAACAAAGCCUCCCGUUGUACCGAUAACUCCUGCUCCUGUCACCACCACCCCCACCACCACCACCACCACCACUACCUCGGUCCGGAAGACCACGUACCAGCGUCCCUGCAGAGUGGACCAGGCCACGUGUCAGAGCGGAGAGUGCAUCCCGCGGGACUACAUCUGUGACGGCCAGAGGGACUGUUCCGAUGGCAGUGACGAGUUCCGAUGCGGGACCCCCUCUCCAUGUGAACCUAAUGAGUUUAAGUGCAAAAAUGGCCGCUGUGCUCUGAAACUGUGGCGCUGUGAUGGAGACAAUGACUGUGAGGACAACUCUGAUGAACUCGACUGUCCCACAAAGGGUCCCAGUGACAGAUGUGCCCCAGAGCAGUUUGAGUGCCUGAGUGACCGCACAUGUAUCCCGGCCAGUUACCAGUGUGACGAGGAGCCCGACUGCCCCGAUCGAUCUGACGAGUACGGCUGCACCUCUCCUUCGGUGACGGUCCCCCCAGAGGAGUCCAUGCAGGUGGCGCGAGGCUCUACAGUCACAUUCAGCUGCCAGGCCAGCGGAGUGCCCACCCCCAUCAUCUCCUGGAGGCUCAACUGGGGACACAUCCCAGGCAGCGCCAGGAUCACCAUGACAAGUGAAGAUGGGCGUGGCACUCUGACAAUUCGAGAUGUUAAAGAAACAGACCAGGGGGCCUACACCUGUGAGGCUAUCAACGCUAAAGGCCUUGUGUUUGGGAUUCCUGAUGGAGUCCUUACACUGACCACUUCCUCCAACCUCGGAAACUGUCCCGAUGGUCAGUUCAGCGUGGACGGCCGCUGCUUGUCCUGCUUCUGUGCCGGAGUUUCAAAGAACUGCAAAUCAACCGGUCGCUACCGAGACCAAAUCAGCCUGCGCUUCACUGAGGAGGAUGACUACAAAGGAGUGAAUGUGAGUUUCCCUUCACGUCCUGGGACUCCUCCGCUGUCGUCUACACAGCUCCUGAUAAACCCAGAGGAGCGCGAGUUUCAGCUUGUCGAUCUGUCAAGACGCUUUCUCAACCUGGACUCGUUCUGGACUCUACCACGGCAGUUUCUCGGCAACAAAAUUGACUCGUAUGGAGGAUCGCUAAAGUACAAAGUGCGUUUCACAUUGGCUCGCGGCCAGUCCGAGCCUGUGGAGAAGCCUGAUGUGAUCAUGGUGGGAAAUGGACGCAGACUCGUUUAUCGCAGAGGCAACCCCACUCCUCCGAGAGAAACUAACUCCAAAGACAUCAAGUUCACUGAGCAAAACUGGCAGCACUCAAACGGCCGGCCUGUGAGUCGCGAGGAGCUGAUGAUGACUCUGGCCAAUCUGGACAGCAUCAAUAUCCGGACCAUCUACGACAACCACAUGGUGAGCGUGGCCCUAAGCGACAUCCUCAUGGACACCACCAACCGGGAGUUCAGGACCUCAGGACACGCCAAAGACGUGGAGGAGUGCAGAUGUCCUCCUGGAUACUCUGGUCUGUCUUGUGAGAUGUGCUCCACUGGAUUCGAGCGAGUUCCUGGAGGCCAGUAUCUGGGCACCUGUGCAGGCUGCAACUGUAACGGACACGCCAGCGCCUGUGACCCUGUUAGCGGACACUGUCUGAGCUGCCAGCACCACACAGAGGGCCCUCAGUGCGAUAAGUGUCGCCCUGGUUUCUUUGGUGACCCGACCCGGGGUCGCACUGAUGACUGCAAACCCUGCCCCUGUCCGUACUACGAGACGUCCCGACGGUUUUCUGACACUUGCUUUUUGGAUGUUGAUCAACAAGCAACAUGUGAUGCCUGUAGACCUGGAUACACUGGAAGACGAUGUGAAAAAUGUGCACCUGGUUAUCAGGGAAACCCCCUCCAGCCCAAUGGAAAAUGUGUACCUGUCUCCAGCCCCUCCACGUGUGAUAACAGGGGAACCAUCAGCUCCAGCAGCAGACCCUGUAACUGCAAGAACAAUGUGGCAGGAGCUCAGUGCGAUGAAUGUAAGCCUGGCUUCUUCCACCUCUCAGAGGCCAAUCCGGAGGGCUGUCUGCAGUGUUUCUGUAUGGGCGUCACCAAACAGUGCGCCAGCUCCACUUGGAACAGAGAUCAAGUGCGUGGAGGAGUAAAUGGGCAACUCUUCACUUUAUCCAAUAGUGCCAACACUAAAACUAUUUCUCAAGGCAUCACUCAAAGAGGCACCUCUGAAAUCGUCUACCGCUCCUUUGUCGACAGCGACAUUUACUUCUGGGUGCUACCACAGAGCUUCAGGGGAGAUAAGGUGACAGCGUAUGGUGGAGAGUUGCAUUACACGGUGCGCUUUGAGCCCAGGCAACGCUCUUUGGUCACCGACAACCAGCCAGAUGUGGUCCUCCAGGGAAACGGAAUCUUUUUGGAGCAUUUUUCAAAAGCCAAAGUGUCACCACGAGUUUCACAAAUCAUCACUGUUCUUUUUAGAGAGUCUGCCUGGAGAAGGGCAGAUGGACAGCCCUGCACUCGGGAGCACCUUCUUAUGGCUCUCGCUGAUAUUUCUUCCUUCAUGAUCCGAGCCACGUAUGCUGACAACAUGGCUGAAAGCAGCAUUUCCGAUAUCAAAAUGGAUAUUGCCGUUCCUCACUCCACUGGUAAUGAACGAGCUUUAGAGGUAGAAGAUUGCGCUUGUCCCCAGGGAUACAGAGGAGCGUCCUGCCAGGAGUGCGCUGAAGGCUACACUCGAACCAGCUCUGGACUAUACUUGGGCACAUGUGAGCGGUGCGACUGCCAUGGACAUGCUGGCUCCUGUGAUCCAGAGACUGGUGCAUGUUUGCAAUGUCUCCACAAUACCGAGGGACCGAGGUGUGACCGCUGUCAGACCGGUUACUAUGGAAACCCGGCAAGAGGUGGCGCCCAGGCCUGCCAACCCUGCCCCUGUCCAGGAACUGCAUCCAGCAACCAAUUUUCUGCGACCUGCCGCUUGGACUCCGACGGCCAGCCAACCUGUGACAGCUGUCCUGUUGGUUAUUCUGGACGUCGCUGUGAGAGAUGUGCUCCAGGAUACUAUGGAAACCCGCAGCUUGGACAGAGGUGCUCCCGGGACAAUUCGCUCAAUGGUAACUGCUACAACUGUGACCAAGGUGGAAGUGAAGGCUGCAGUGGUAGCGUUUGCCGCUGCAAGAUGAACGUUGAAGGGCAGUCCUGCUCCAGCUGUAAACAGGGUACUUUCCACCUCAGCCCACAGAACAAAGAUGGCUGCCUGUCCUGUUUCUGCAUGGGAGUCACCCAGCAGUGCUACAGCUCCAACUACUACAGGGACUUGGUGACCUCUGAGUUCACUCCGGGAAACUUCCAAGGUUACGCGUUGGUGAAUCGUCAGCGCACGGCUCGUAUCACUACAGGCUUCACGGUGGAGAUCUCCACGUCUGGAACUCAGCUUUCCUACAGCAACUUUGACAAUGUGUUACAAGAGCCUCACUUCUGGCAGCUUCCAGGAUCCUAUCAAGGAGACAAGAAACGAUCUAUCAUUUCUCGUGCAAAGCGAGCAGAGCAGAGUGAUUCAGUUUCGCCAGAUGAGCAGCUAAAGAAGGACACUUCUGUCUGGGACCUAAUGGAUUCCGAGCGCAAAGGCCGACGGAAAUCCAAGCGAGCUGCGCAGCCUCCGCACUGGGACCUGGAUGACGAAGUUUGGGCUCUCAUGAAUAACUUCUCCCAUGGUGGAAAUGGCCGCUCUGCAUUCCUCAUCCCCUCCUCCGCUUCUAAAACCUCAUAUUUCUCUUCCUCCUCCUCUUCCUCUUCAUCUCGAGUACCGACCACCUCUUCUUCCUCGGCUCGAUGGUCUUUGCGAAACUUAAGUCCUCCCUCCCCCUCGUCUGGCUCGCUCUCUGCAGUCAGGCCCACUCGACCUCAGUCCUCCUCCCCUGGCCAUCGUGAUCAGAGUAAGAACGCAGUGAGCAAGACCGUGGUUAGUUCAUCUGGAGACCAGUACUCUCUGGUCUACAAAGGUUUCAGCUCAAACCAGAACGAGCCGCUCUUCUGGCAGCUCCCAGAACAGUUCACUGGGGACAAGGUGGGUUCAUAUGGCGGCAAACUCAAGUACACCAUCUCCUAUGUGGCCGGGCCCCGAGGAACCUUGCUGGAUGACGCCGAUGUGCAGAUUAUCGGCAAUGACAUAACGCUGGUUGCGCGAAAGCCUUGGAGCAGCAGGCAGCCUGGGAGCAAAGAGACUCAACCGUUCGAGAUUGUCUUCAGAGAGGAACACUGGAGUCGCCCUGAUGGACUGCCCGCCACUCGAGAGCACUUGAUGAUGGUUCUGGCCGACCUGGACGACAUUUUGAUCCGCGCCUCAUAUUCCACAGAGAUGCGCUCGUCCAGCAUCUCUGGCGUCAGCAUGGAGGUUGCGGUGCCCAACUACACUGGACUGGCCCAGGCCCUGGAAGUCGAGCAGUGCCGCUGCCCAGCCGGGUACCAGGGACUGUCCUGUCAGGACUGUGCCUCUGGAUACACUCGUACAGGAGGAGGUCUGUACUUGGGUCACUGUGAACUGUGUGAAUGCAACGGACACUCGGACUCCUGCCACCCAGAAACCGGGAUGUGCUCCAGCUGUCUGCACCACACUCAGGGCGAGAUGUGUGAGCAGUGUGCCCCCGGCUUCUUUGGAGACCCCACUGUCGGAACACCUGAGGACUGUCAGACCUGUGCCUGUCCCCACACUGACCCAGAGUACCAAUUCUCUCCCACCUGCGAAAGCCUUGGAAACGGAGGUUAUCAGUGCACUGCGUGUCAGCAUGGAUACACCGGCCAGUACUGCGAGCGCUGUGCUCCUGGAUACGUUGGCAACCCGCAGGCCAGAGAGAAGUGCCGGCUCAGUGAUGAGGCUGCCUCUCUGGUGGUGAAGGUGUAUCCAGAGCGCGUGCAGGCGACUUCAGGGGCCUCUGUGACUCUCAGGUGUCAGGGCUCUGGUCCAUCUCCACAUUACUUCUACUGGUCCAGAGAAGACGGACGUCCCAUCUCCUACAGCGCAGAGAGACGCAGACAGGGAGCAGAGUUGUACUUUGGGAGUGUGAGCCCGAGUGACGCUGGCGUUUACAUUUGCACCUGCAGAGACCAGAGAAGCACCAACAGAAGCCGUGCUGAAAUCAUCGUCACAAGCCCUCCAUCCAAACCCAUUGAAGUGACUGUAGAGGAGCCCACGUCCCAGACUGUGAGAGUCGGUGCAACAAUAAGCUUCAUCUGUACUGCAAAGAGCAAGUCCCCUGCCUACACUUUGGUCUGGACUCGUCAAGGGAACGGCAAACUCCCCAACCGCGCCAUGGACUUUAACGGCAUCCUGACCAUCCACAGCGUGCAGCCGGAGGACGCGGGGGUCUACGUCUGCACCGGCUCCAACAUGUUUGCUAUGGACGAGGGCAGCGCCAUCCUCUACGUGCCAGAGGCCUCUCAGACUCAGAUGUUUUACACAGCCUAUGAAAUGUUUGAAGGACACAGAAAGCCAGCAGAUGGGGUGCAGCCGGUGGCCUCGGUCAGUCCAUCCGUGCUGAACGUGCAGCCGGGACAGAGCGCCGAGUUCCGCUGCACUGGGAGCGGCAGCCCCACACCGGCCGUCGAAUGGAUCGUUGCCCCAGGGAGCAGGCUGAGUUUGCGGGCACAGGUCCAAGGUGGGCUGUUGUCCUUCUCUGCUGUGGACGUGUCUGACCAGGGCGAGUUCAUCUGCAAGGCCCUCAACACUCAUGGGGAGCACACAGCGAGAGCCUCACUCAUCGUACAGCAGUCCAAUCCGAGUGGUUUAGGUUCCCAGCCUCAGGUACAGAUCAGUCCACAGUCGGCUGAGGUCCAUGAAGGAGAUAGUCUGAGGCUGUACUGCAGAGCGACCGGAUCUCCCACCCCCAAACUCACUUGGCUGAAAAACGGAGGACCAGUGCCCCCCCAGGCCAUUCCCUCUCACGGUUUCCAUCAGUUUAAAAGCAACAGUCUCGAUGUGUUACAGAGACGUAUUGGAGAAUUGCAGGCUCGUCUGGACCGCACUGACAUCGGCACUCUGCUCAUCCCAAACAUCCGCCUGUCGGACUCUGGCGCGUACACGUGUGUGGGCAGCAACAUCCAUGGCUCCAACAGCGCGCCCAUCAAAGUCACAGUGCUCAGAGCGGACCACGUGUCCACUGGCGUCACAAUCCAGCCGUCUGUGGCAGAUGUUCAGGAAGGGCAGAGUCUGGAUCUAACCUGCUUCUUUCAUGGAGUCCCUCCUUCGCAGGUCACAUGGACCAGAGCCAGCGGCCGUCUCUCCUCCAAUCACCAGAUUUUGGGAAACCAGCUGCGUAUCCUGUCCGCAACCCCUGAGGACUCAGGGGAAUAUAUCUGUCAAGUGCAGGGCCCCUACGGAAGCCCGGGAGGUCAAAUCCGCCAGUCCUCAGUCUCUGUGUCAGUGACCUCAUCAGGCUCACCGGUGUCCACAGGUGUUACGAUCCAGCCGUCUGUGGCAGACGUUCAGGAAGGGCAGAGUCUGGAUCUAACCUGCUUCUUUCAUGGAGUCCCCGCUUCACAAGUCACAUGGACCGGACCAUGGACUGGAGUCAGUGGGCGCCUCUCCUCCAAUCACCAGAUUUUGGGAAAUCAGCUGCGUAUCCUGUCCGCCACCCCGGAGGACUCUGGGGAGUAUAUCUGUCAAGUCCAGGCCCCCUACGGAAGCCCAGGAGGUCAAAUCCGCCAGUCCUCUGUCUCUGUGUCUGUGACCUCAACGAGCUCACGUCUCCAGAGUCCUAUCAUCGGCACAGAGCCGCACUCUGCUGCAGUGCAUGUCGGGGAAACGGUCAGCUUCAGGUGUAAAGUUUACAGUGGGGCUGAACCGGUGAGGAUGGAGUGGAAGACCACUGAUAACCAGCCUCUGCCAGAAAAUACCAAAGUCAGCCCUGAUGGUUCAGUUCUUACCAUUGUGAGCGCUCGUCCUAGUAACCAUGGAGCUUAUCGUUGUGUAGCCAGUAACCCCUUCGGCAUCACCCAAACCAUCGUGUCUUUGAUCGUCAGAGGUUCCACAGACCACCCAGUAAUCACUGUGAGUCCGGCGGGUCCUGUGCGCGUCAGAGAGGGAGAGCCCAUAACCCUGGAUUGCCAGAGCUCCGGAGAAUCCCAGGUCUUAGUGUCCUGGCACCGACUGGACAGGAACAUGAGAAUGAUGAAAAGCAGCCAGAUCCCCAUGGAGUCCAACGCUGUCCUGCAGAUCCUGGCUGCUCGUCCUGAAGACACUGGGAUGUAUGUGUGUGUGGCUCAGUACGGUGAAGUCACCACAGAGACUAGGGUGCGAGUGUUUGUGGAGGGGGGUUCCGCACUUCCCACAGUGCCUCGCGUCUCUGCUCCUGAACCCCUGAUGAUUGUGGUGGAGGGACAGGCGGCCACUCUGCGUUGUGACGGAUACGGUGUCCCAGCUCCAACCAUCUCCUGGUCGAAGAGGCGCGCCCCCAUGCCCUGGGGACACAAGCUGGUGGGCAACGUGCUGAUCCUCCCGGCUGUGGGACGUCAGGACUCUGGAGAAUAUGUUUGCACAGCAUCCAACCGGAUGGGCACCACUGAGGCCAUCGUCACCCUAGAAGUGGAGAGUCCGCCACACACAACCUCAACCCUGGACGACGUGGCAGUGCGUGUGGGUGAGGUGAUCAGGCUGCAGUGUCUGGCUCACGGCACUCCUCCGCUCAGCUACACCUGGACUAAAGUGGGGGGAGACCUGCCGUCCAGAGCCACGGCCGAAGACGGAGAUCUGCAAAUCAAUCUGGCAACCGCUGAAGACGCCGGGAGCUACAAGUGCGUGGUCAGCAACCGAGUGGGCAGCAGCGAAGUGGUGCUCAACGUCAACGUGAGAUCCCCACUCUCGGUGAAGGUGUCCCCGCAGGUGGAAGUGAAAGCUCAGGGCAGCGCAGUGGAGUUCACCUGUUCGGCUGCAGGGGGCGCUGAUACACAGAUCGAGUGGUUGAAGGAGGGAGGAGUCCUGCCUCUGAACCACCACGUCAAGGAGGGAGUGCUCAGGAUUGAGAAUCUAGAGCAGAGCAAUGAAGGUGUUUACAUCUGCAGAGCCACAAGUGCCUACGGUCAAGCGCAGGACACGGCCAGACUGACCAUCCAGGCUCUGCCCAAAGUUAUGAUAAACGUGCGCACCUCGGUCCAGACGGUGAUGAUUGGAAACUCGGUGGAGUUUGAGUGCCAGGCGGUGGGGGACCCUCAGCCCACAGUCAGGUGGAGUAAAGUGGGCGGAGCUCUGCCCUCUCACAUCGUGGUGAAGGGCGGUAUGUUGAAGAUCGAGCAGGUGACGGAGGCCGACGCUGGACAGUACCGCUGCACCGCCACCAACGAUGUGGGCUCUGUGCAGUCUCAGGUGGUCCUCAACGUACAGUCUUUGCCUCAGAUCACUGCUCUGCCCGAAACCAAAGAGGUGAACGUUGGUUCUGAUGCGGUCUUACCCUGUGUGGCGUCCGGAUACCCACAGCCUGAGAUCAAAUGGUCCAAGCUGUUUGGAAAUCUGCCCGUGAAGUGUUCCCAGGAGGGCCAUGUUCUAACCGUUCCUCGAGUUUCUCAUGAAGACUCUGGCACCUACGUCUGCACGGCCUCCAACAAGCAGGGCAAAGUGGAGGCCUUCACCUCUCUGCAGGUCCACGAGAGAGUGAUGCCGUACUUCGCCCAGGAUCCUUUGUCCUUCCUCACGUUGCCAACCAUCAAGAACGCUUACAAGUCAUUCAGCAUCAAGAUCAACUUCAGACCCGACAAUGUUGACGGUCUCAUAUUGUACGCUGGUAUGAUUCUUUACAAUGGACAGAAGAGGAGCACAGGAGCGGACUUUGUCUCUCUUGGACUUGUGGGAGGUCGCCUGGAAUUCAGGUUUGACGUGGGUUCAGGCAUGGCAACUAUUCGUGACCCUAAUCCAAUCAAAGUAGGCGAGUUUCACACUGUGGAGUUUUACCGAAAUCUGACCCUGGGUUACAUCAGCGUGGACGAAGGAGAGCUCAUUAACGGCACCUCACAGGGUAAAUUCCAAGGCCUGGAUCUGAAUGAAGAGCUUUAUUUGGGCGGUUACCCCAACUACACACUGCUCACCAAGACCGCAGGGAUCAAGACUGGGUUUGUGGGUUGUAUCCGUCAGCUGAUCAUCCAGGGAGAGGAGGUUAUCUUCAAAGACCUGGACCGAAGCUCCACUGGGGUCACAAACUGCCCCACAUGCAAAGACGAUCCAUGCCAGAACGCUGGCAGAUGUGAGGACUCAGAGGCCAGUCUUUACAAGUGCAGCUGUGCUCGAGGCUUCACCGGCAGCAACUGUCAGCACCACGUGUCUCUGCACUGUCACACUGAGGCCUGUGGACCAGAUGCCACCUGUAUCAAUCGUCCAACUGGUUUGUUUUAUGACUGUCGCUGUCAUUUGGGAAAGUUUGGAGACAAAUGCAUGGGAGGAGAGCUGGUGACCACUCCUCUGUUUGAUGGGAAGUCCUCGUUCAUCACGUAUCCUCCUCUGACAAACAUCCACGACGAUCUACGCGUUGAGCUGGAGUUUAAACCUCAGAGCCCCAACGGCCUCAUGUUCUUCUCCGGAGGCAAAAAGAUGAAGGUGGAGGACUUUGUUUCCAUCUCUGUGGUGAACGGACACGUGGAGUUCAGAUAUGAGCUGGGCACAGGCCAAGCCGUCCUGCUGAGCCCUGAGCCCGUGUCCAUCGGGCAGUGGCAUCGGGUGGUGGCGGAGCGUGUGAGGAAGGACGGGUACCUGCAGGUGGAUCAGGGCCCUGUGGAGAAGCUCUCGUCUCCGGGUAAAGCCCAAGGUCUGAACAUCCACACGCCCAUGUAUCUCGGAGGAGUUCCCAACAUGGAGAUCCUGCCCAAACCUGCCAACAUCAGCACCAUGUUUAACGGCUGCAUAGGAGAGGUGCUCAUCAACAACAAGACCGUGGACUUGUCGUACAGCUUCACUGAGAGCCAUAGCAUCAAUAAAUGUGUGGACACCAGCCCAUGCGACCGGCGGCCAUGUUUGAACGGGGGAGACUGCAUGCCCAACGCAGAGUACGAGUACCAGUGUCUCUGCAAAGACGGAUUCGAGGGUGAACGGUGUGAGGUGGUGAAGGACGUCUGCCAGACGGACGGUCAGUGUCUGAACGGGGGCAGCUGUGUGGGGGGGCAGUGUGUGUGCGCCCCUGGACACUCCGGCCCUACCUGCUCUGAGAAUUCACCCUAUCAUUACGCAGCUCACUUUGACAACAAUGGAUUCAUCACUCUUCCUAAAGCUGUCUUCCCAAGAAGCGCCCCAGACUCCCCAGAGACCAUUGAACUGGACAUCAACACCAGUUCAUCUGAAGGUCUAAUCCUGUGGCAGGGAGUGGAGCAGGGAGAUCACGGCAAAGGCCAAGACUUCAUCAGCCUGGGACUACACAAAGGAUACCUCGUUUUCAGUUAUCAGUUGGGCAGUGGAGAGGCACAGCUCCGGUCCAGGAGACCCAUCAAUGACGGACAGUGGCACAAAAUUACUGCAGUCAGGACCGGGAAAGACGGCUACAUCCAGAUCGACGGAGAACCAGCGCUGCAUGGACAGUCCAAAGGCAAAAGCCUGAUGGUCAACACUAAAGGCAGUAUAUACUUAGGUGGCGCUCCAGACAUGCCGAAACUCACCGGGGGCAAGUUCUCCUCUGGGAUCAGCGGCUGCGUGAGAAACCUGUCCAUGAUGAACGGCAAACCUGGACAAACCCCGGCUCAGUCUAUCGAGCUCCAAUCUCACCACGCGGUCAACACGACCACCUCUGGACCUCCUCUGGGCCGCUCCAUCACCGCUGACUACAGCAUUUGUGUCCUCCACGCACUUUGUGCAGGUUUCUGCCCCUGCUGUUCAGACAAGAUCAUGAUCCUGCUGACUCCCUCUGGGGUGUUUCAGUGUGAAAACAAGCUGGGCCUGAGUGAGCGCGCUGGGGUACAUCUCAAAGAGUUUGCCCGAAAGAACGCGGCCAAUGCCCUCUCCGUGGCCAACAUGGUGAUGGGCAUGACCUCCAUCCUCUGCAGCCUCAGCGGGCAGCAUCACGCAGCCUGUUGGCUCGUUCUGAUUGGCUACAUGCUGGACUUGGCCGAUGGCGCCGUGGCCCGGAGGCUGGACGCCUGCUCUGCUCUGGGAGCAAAGCUGGACGACUUUGCAGACUUCACCACUUUCGGCAUUGCCACGUCGUUGCUGCUCAGGACCCCCGAGCUGCUGGACAACCUGCUGUGCAUGUGCUACGUCCUGUCCGUGUUCGCACGCCUCUGCUUCUUCUCUAGUGGGAUCCCGUUCAUGUACCGUGGUCUGCCGUGCAUCUACGCGUCUGCCAUCUUGGCUAGUGCGUCUCUGCUGUCGGGGGGAAACAUGGCGCUGCUCCGGUUGAUCGCGGUGCCCAUGAUCCUGUUCAUGAUCAGCCAAACCUUCUACCCACACGACCGCGUCCUGGAGUCUCAGGCCUGGAAGAAGGCUGUCUAUGCAGGAGGAGUGGUGAUGGUGUUCUGCUCGUCCUUCCCUCCGGCCUGUGUGUACUACCUGCUCUGGUCCGUCUCCUACAUCCUGUUCCCCACCUCACUCUGGAGCAGCAAAGUGUGA